AAUACGUUAGAUAAUUGUUUCACACGUCAGCUACAUUGUCCAUUGAUUUGCAUGCGACCUGCUUGUGAAAAUUAACUUUGGAAACAUGGACCGCACCACAGUUGUAUUGCCUUGCGAAAAAAGUGGGCGAUCAAACAACGUCCAAAGCUUUGUGCACAGACCUGACCACACAGAAAAUGUCAUCAAAGGUCCCGGCAGUGGUCCAUAUACUCCUAGAAACAAACUGGUCAGACAGCAGCCUCAAGAUCAUGAGCAGAUUGAAGAGAAGCUUUGGCACUCGGACUCUGGACAUGGUCCGUGUCUCGCUUUAGGAGAGAGCCAAGAUAAAGAGCAAGCAUCACGUGCAGUACAUAGAUCUCUUUCCCUCCCCGCUUCUAAAACGCAAAGUGGUGAAAUGCCUGGGAAACUCAUCCACUCAGAUUCUGGACAAGGUAAAUCGUUAGGAGAAAGUCAAGACGAGGACAGCACGAACCCUCUGGUAAGGAGGUCGAUUUCCCACCCUGGUCCAAACAACUCAUCCAAUAAGGCACACAGUGAUGGCAAACUCACCCGUUCUGAUUCUGGACGAGGUCAGUCUCUCACAUUAGAAGAGAGCCAAGAAGGAGAAAACCCAUGCUGUCCUGUCAACAGGUCAAAUUCUUAUUCGGGGAGUGUAUCGAAUCGUUACCCUGGGGAAGGUUCAUCACUGGCGGUAACAUCUCCCCACCAUUCGUUUAGAAGACACUCAUCCAAUAGAACUGAAAACAUUGAUUCUGGAAUAGAGAAAGAUCCCCCCAUUAACAAAUCACACUUUCCAUUUGGCUCAGAAAAUUUAUCGCACACAGAUCAAGUUUUAAGCGAACAAUGUUCAGCAGAAAGUCCACUGAUCGUUGAUGAAACACCAAUGGCCAAGGGAAUUCAUGACCAAGUGAAACAGAACUUUGAAGGUCGGGUUUGUUCUGGCAGCACUGACCAAUGUUGUUUCGACACAAACGGCUGUUUAAGCUUCAGCACUUUCGGGUCAUGUGACCUGUCGUUUCACAUGAAAGACGACGAGACGAGUAUACCAGCAGCUGCUUAUUCGCAUGUCACAUCAUACCAUCAAAGCGUGCCAAGCCGUCCUAUGGUGUCCAGGGGCACCUUUGACCAGGUGUCCAGAGAGCUCUCCAGAACCAGGGAUGAUAAAGAUAGGCUCAUUAGAGAUAUUGAAGCUCUUGAAAAGGUAAAUCAGUUGUGUUCUAUCUUUGUUCUACACACAAGUUAAUGGUAUCAAAGAGUAAUUGUGUUCUAUUUUUGUUCUUCACAUAAGUAAAUGGUAUCAAAGAGUAAUUGUGUUCUUUGUUCUUCACACAAGUUAGUUAAUGGUAUCAAACAGUAAUUUUGUUCUAUCUUUGUUCUUCACAUAAGUUAAUGGUAUCAAAGAGUAAUUUUAUUCUCUCUUUGUUCUUCACACGAGUUAAUGGUAUUAAAAUGGUAUUGUGUUCUACCCUUGUUCUUCAUUUAAUUAAAUAGUAUCAAAGAUUAAUUGUCUUUAUUGAUAUAAGUAUUUUAAAAAUCAAAAACUAGUUUUUAAUUCUAUGAAUUUCAGGAGAACAAUUUUAGGGCAGCUACUUAACCUCAUUUGGUUGUGUUGUAUUAAUAAUAAGUUAUUUUAUUAUUUUUUUAAAAUGUGUUUUUCAGACUCUCGAAAUCCUAAAACGGGAAUUACACGAAUCAAAAAGAAAAUUUGAUUCAUUAGUGAGUAAAAAUUUAUUUUCUAUCUAUACUUUUCCGUUGAACUUAUCCUAUACACUAGUGGUAUGACGAUACAAUGCUUCCCUGAGAACUCCUUUGUAAAACUGCAUUUGACUUAAAUGUCUUCUCAUGGUUUUGUAUCUGUAAUUUUUUUAAACCCAGGGUAGCAUUAAAUUUGAGACCAGUUUAUUUGUAAUACAUUUUUAUUAAGGCUCAGGAAAUAUGGAAUUGGAUUUGGAAUGGAAUGCAACCAUUUGGCUUUGUGCUCCAAAUCAGAUAUCUCAACAAGUUCAUUUAACCACCUUUUUGUUUGUUUAUUUUUUAAAAGUUGUAUCCCCCCCAAAAGAAUUUUAUACCCCACUUUUGAAUUUUUUAAAAACAAAACAUGUUAAUUUUUGAAUGGGCGCAUCUGUUGUUGCUAUUGAUUUAUGAAAUGAACUUUGAUCUAGGCCUUUUGAAAAUAUGAUUUUUUAAAUUUAAAACAAUGCAUUAUACAUUAAAGACAACUGCAUAGAACAAAUGCUAAUCAAAUUUUCUGUUAAGUAGAAUAUUAGGUCAGUCCAUUUGCACAUUACAUUUUUUCUCUUUCAUCAUUAAUCUUUGUUGUAAUUAUUGAAUUAACAUUAAUUUCCAUUUUUUCCAGGUAAAGUCAGAGGAUAAACGCAAAAGAGAACUGAGUCAAGAGAUUUUUACUUUAAGAACAAAGGUAGACUAAAUUUUUUUAGAACAUGACAUGAAAUCUUAAAUUGGUUUAGGCGUAAUGAACACACAAUCAAUAUUAUUGAUAAAUUAGAAUUUCUAAUUGAAACCUGCCUUACCAAAGAGCAAAACAUGUAGCCUUAAGUUCAUCUCUCUUAAAGAAAUCAUCGGAAUGUUGUUGGAACCCUAUUUUAAAUGAAAGAAACAAUAACAGUCAUUUUUUGCUGUUAAAACAGUUUUUUUAUUAAAAUCAUCACCGAAAUCAAACUUCUUUUCUAAAUGCAUGGUCUAACAAUUAUUGAAACUGUAAUUUUAAAAUAUAUUUUCCAUUAUAAAUCCCUUUUGAUCUCUUAAAGAACAUUUUGUAACUAAUAACUUAAAAAAUAGAGUGUUUCUCUUGGAAUUAACAAAAUAAUGUGUUCCACAUUGAAUAUUUUCUUGUUUAUAUCAGGGCCUGCAUAUGCAUCACUUAAAAAACUAUUGCAAGCAUUUUUUAAAAACUAAACCAACAAAUCACCCCCCAAAACACUUGAUGCAGGCUACUUUAUAAUUUUCUCUCCAUAGCUUCAACAGGAGACUGACACCAGCUAUCAACUCAGUAUGAAAAUUGCAGAGCUGAAUAGCUUAUUGGAUGACAAGAACAAACACAUUGAACACAUUGAACAAAAAGUAUGUCAUAAAACAUUUUAUAACAACAACUUAAAAAACCAUACAUUUCUUUCCAUAAUAGUUAACAAAAUAAUGUACUCACCUGAUUCAAGUCUUUGUUUAAUAUGUGCUAUGGUAAUUUAUGGAUAGUUUAACUGUUACAGAAGUGAAAAUAUUCUUAUGAUUAGCAAGUAAUUACACAAAACAUGAAUCCCUUGUUAAUCUAAAUAAUACAAUAUCUAAAUUUGAAUAGUUUAGGAAAAUAACAAAGAUAUAGAAUUGCAGGUCUGUUUGAGUUUAGUAAUUAAGACUUUGAAAGUCUAAUUGGAAAAUGACAAUUUUUUGUUUUCUUUCAGAAUAAUGAUUUAAAAAUGAGAAAUGACUUUUUGGUAAGACAUUUUCAUUUUUUCCUUUAAAAUUUUUUUAAAAUUGUGCCAUACAAACUGAAAUAGGUGAUAAAAUUGACAAAUUUUCCACUAAGUUUUGGGGUUUUGUUUUUAAAAGUGUCUCUUGAAAUUUGAAAUCAUUAGUACAGGAAUAAAUGUGUUUCUUUGGAGACCUUAACAUCAAGCAAAAUUAAUUCAUUUUACACAUAAUAGACUCAAACAAUAAAGCAUAACAACAAGUAUUGGUUAAGGUUGUAAUAAUUUUUAAAAUAUUAUCUUUUAAUGAAUUUUUUUUUUCAUCAAAUAGGAGGAGAGGCUGGAAGAGUUAUGGAAAGUAAGUUAAAAUAUUUAAUAUGUGAUAUGUGAUAUAGCUGUACUCCUCUAAGAUAAUAUUUAUAUUAAAAAUUAAAUGAACUUUAAUUGUUAAGGUCUACUGGUGUCAUUCAUGUCUGCUAUAAGAGGGUGAUGAGACUUGUAGUGUUAGAAAUAUGUCAGUUAUUUUUUUUUCAUAAAGUCUGCUCUGGAAUGUUAAUUUAACUUCCAUGGUUCAAAAUGUUUUGUUUUUUUUUUUAAUAUUUUUAAAUAUAAACAUUAAGAACUCUUUACUGCCUUACCAAAAUGGAUCAAGUUAUGUUUGCACUUACUAGUCUAGCACAAAUUGAGUGCAGUGGUUAAUACCGUGUGCCCCUUAUUCAUACCUAGCCCGGAAAGUUUAAAGAAAUUUAAUUUUCUUUUUCAGAAAGAAGGAGAACGUCAGAAUAGGGAUGCCCACCGGGUAGAUGUAGGUGGUUUUUUGGUUCGAUCAACAUUUCAAACCGAGUCAUCAUCUGAGGAUGAUACCAUUCCAAAAGUACCUAUUCCAAGUCAAAACUGUGAAAAUUUAAAUAUCCAUUUCCGGCAAAAAGAAAUGAAGUAGUGCUUUAAAAGUUUUUGUGAAAUACAAAACUAUAGAACUAUUACUGGUAUUACUUAAAAUUUUUAUUUUUUUUUUUGUAUGAAAAGGGAAGUAACUUGUCAAAUGAUUUGUUUUGACAUUGGAUGCAUAUUAAAUUUGAUUAAAUAAUUUAAAUAUUUCCAGCUAUUCACUGUUAUUCAAUAAUAUUUUACUUUUAGUUCAUGUAUAAUCAUGGCAAAUUUUACAAAUAGUGAAUAAUUAUAUAUGCCUCCACAAUUUCCCGACAGUGCAGC
This is a messenger RNA of Lymnaea stagnalis (great pond snail), 4634 nucleotides long. Lineage: Eukaryota; Metazoa; Mollusca; Gastropoda; Lymnaeidae. The record is from the annotation of a GenBank genome assembly.